Messenger RNA from Ruditapes philippinarum (Manila clam), 3602 nucleotides. Its product is annotated as cadherin-99C-like. The record is from RefSeq and is a predicted model, not a curated record. Gene Ontology annotation, cellular component: catenin complex; membrane. Gene Ontology annotation, molecular function: cadherin binding; calcium ion binding. Lineage: Eukaryota; Metazoa; Mollusca; Bivalvia; Venerida; Veneridae. Bases 1539 to 2966 code for a protein of 475 amino acids. The transcript has 13 exons. Gene Ontology annotation, biological process: homophilic cell-cell adhesion.
AACGGUUUAUUUACAAUAUGAUAAAAGCUACAAAAAAAAACUGUUCGCAUGUUUCGCUUAUUCAAAAGACUCUGAUAGGUGGCAGUUGAUUAAAAGGCUUAUUAAAACAUUGAACUCACUUAUUAAGUACAAAAUGGUUUGUCAAGUUUUGUCCAAAGGUUUCUUGUCUGAAAUCUUGCGUUAUUUUAAUCUUGAACAUACGAUAAUAUUGUAACGGGUAGAAUAUUAACGAUUAAAAUUAUUCUGUGUUUUAAAAUAUAAAUGAUAUAUUUAUCAUAAAUGCGACCAUGGCUUAUAAAUCAUAUUAAAGGAGCUCCACUGAGGUUUUUUGACAUGAUGGGACUGAAAUCAUUUUUUUCCAGAUAAAUGUACCAUAUGAUGUAGGUUUAGACCACUAAUUUUUGUGCAAAAUUUCAGAUAAUUCGUAUACUUAGUUUUUCCUUUUCAUUAUUCAAAUUAUAAAAAAUUACCCAAAAUGAAAAGUGUUUAAACGUUUUCAUUCAAAUCGGGCUAAGAAAAGAAUAAAAAUACGAUUUUCAAUUUAUUUCAAAGUAUAUUUCUUAAAUUUCUUUGCAUAUAUUCUGUUUAAAGUGACCCGGCUCAUUUACGUAAUAAAUUAAAAUGUUAUGUUUUUGGCUUUUAAACCUCAGUGGAGUCCCUUUAAAACUGUUUGUCAAUUUGAAUAACAUAUUGUCAUAAUUAAUUUUAUUUUAAUCUAUAAAUAAAUAGAACAUAAUUUGAUUUUAAAAGAUUUGUGAGAAUCAAAAAGAAAUUAACCAUAGAUUUUGUUUCUAAUACCAGCAAAGAUAACUUUUAGUAAGAUAAAUCUUGUUGGCAAACUGGGUUAUCUCCCGUUGAUAAAGGAUUACGGAAUGUAAAUGCAUUUAAAAAAAAGAUCUGCAUGUAUUAUAUUUGUUAACUUUGGUGUAUUUGUAGACGCACUGAUCAGUCUUAGUCAAAUAAGCUUAAUGGUAUGCAAAAUGAUAGAAAUGGUCAAUUCAAUACCUUUUUACCCACAUGUUUUACAUAGAAAAAAUAAUACUUGAUUUACAAUGUACAUGUAUAUGAAAAUGUAUAUGUUUUAAGACUUACAAAAUGGAAAAGGAAGAAAAACCGAGAUAACGUUGUACAUAAAUUUAUUUUUUAUAUAUCGACAUGUCAAUAUUUGAGGUAUUGACAAGGAUUAUAAAUAAAGCUUAUCUGAAGAUAUGUACGUAUCGACAUGAAUUGUAAUACGCAAAAGGCACACAUUUGUUAGGAACAGUGUUGGUUUGAUUGAAAUUUAAACGCAUUGUAGACAAAUUAUCACAUAUUGUUUUUUAUCAACAAAAGAAAGACUGGAUUGCAAAUCAAGAAUAAUUCAUCUCCAGUUACAAUAUUGAGCGGUGAUUUAUCAGCAAGUUCUAUAUCUACUUCAUUAUUCACAAACGUAAAGAAAUAGUACUUUGUUUUCGAUAUUGGGAACUAAAGAAAAGAAAAGAAAACAUUCAUUUCAACAAGUGAACACUUUUCUCUACAUCCUGUUUCAGGUGAGUAAGAUGGCAUUAUGCUUUAUCAGAAUGGAACAAAAGAAACUAUCAAUAUGCAUUUUCCUUUGCAUGAUGACACAUCAAGCUUAUGCCAUAUGUGACUUACAGUCGCCAUUUACUAUGAUCUUAGAAACAGCACCAAAUGGCACUGUCAUAUUUAAUAUCACCAAACCUCCGGGAACAACUCCGUCGUUUACCAUUAAAAGUCCAACACAAGGAGGUGUCGACGCCGCAUUGAUGGACAGACUUUUGUUAAUUAAUGGUAACACAACUUUUCAGCUGAUAAAUUCAAAAGUCCUAGAUCUGGAAGAAUUCAUGAUCUCGUAUGGAGCGGAUAUUAGAACUAUAGACUUAAUGGUCACAUGUGGAGGGACUACUGUUGAUGUGUUUGUAAACGUUGCCGCAGUAAAUGAAUUUCCUCCCGUUUUUAAUAACGCCCCAUACAACGUGACACUGAAUGAGUCUCUGGCUGUGGGUUCACUUGUAUUUAUCCUGAGGUCAAGGGUUACUGAUGCUGACGUCGUUGGUGCUGAAAAUUACUUUUUUGCCAUUGAGAAGUAUGAGUUUAUUGACUUUGACGGUGCAGCCUAUUUCAAUAUCCAAUCAUCAUCGAAUGGGGACAUUACUCUGUUCAAGAUGCUUGAUUUUGAUACAAUGGAGAGAAAAAAACUUUUUCUCAACCUUAGUGUAUUUGAUGAUGCUCCAUCAAGUCCUACCGCUAAGACAACUUAUACCACCUUGGAAAUACACGUAGCAGAUGUUGAUGAUCAGCCUCCAUACUUUGAAUACCCUGAUUGUCCUCCGCCUUGUCCAGCUCCGCAAUUUUUGUCUAUUAUACGACUGGCCCACAAAGGUCCUCUGCCAAUAAUACCAGUCAUACGAGGGAAUGACCUUGACAGUCUUGGGACUCCUCUAGUGUAUUCAAUUUUAGCUGGUAACCAGCAUAAUUUAUUCAUAAUGAAUCCAUUGACUGGCGCUGUGAAUCAAAAUGUAUCUUUGAACGAAGCAGGUGUCCCCGUUAUAGAAUUUCGACUUAUCAUUAAGGUAAGAAAGGACUUGCCAAGCAUAGAUCUUUUUUCGAUCGGCAUCUUGAGAAUCAAGGUAUCGGAACGGAUAACUAACACAUCCGAAGUUUCUCCACCGUCUACUAGAAACACAACAACAGAUAAAGGCUUUGACCUAACGAUACCUUUUAUUGUUGUUUGCAUUCUUUUUGUCAUUGUCUUUGUCCUUUUAAUCGUUCUGUUUAUCAAAUAUCGACGUCAGCAACCUGACAAGAAUACAAAACCUGCAGACGUCAAAACAGAAACACAAUCACAAGAGGGCGGGGAUUGUGCCGGAAACGUAUAUGAAGGAUUAAAUUUCAGUAACUAUGCUGUACUUGGGAACGUGACAGGCAAGAUUCAGGAUACCCCAGUUAGUAAUGGCGAUUUGUAAAUGCCGUUGUCCUAUCGGGAUACAGUAAAAGAAACGAGUACAAAUGAUUCUCAAACAUCUUUGAAUAUUAUGUAAAGCUGUUGUCUGGACUCUUUAAAAACAGUUAGCAAUGUAAUAUAUAGAUAACAUAGGUUUGUAGACUCAUUUUCCUGAAACAGGAAAAGAUUAGACUUACACAUGUGUAGAUCCAGGCCAACCUUCAAAUCCACAUAGGCCCUAUAUUGAUGAUGAAAAUGUCCACGUAAGAAAUUCAUCAGGAAAGAGCUUAAAGUAUUUUAGCAGUACUUAAAUGAAUUGGUCUUUAAUGGAAGGUGUGGGAUGACUUAAAUAAUUAUAUCAAUUGUAUUUCAAACAAGCCGCGAAAGAGUUAUAAAGGGAUAGGGAUGAAGUUGGCAAGUGUAUGUUACAUAAACAUUAAAAACUGUAAAAAAGGUAUUUUUGUAAUCAUUUUCAUUCAAAUGAACAUGCAGUUCUAUAAGAAAGCCACAAUGUCCCUUGAAUACAAGCAUUUAAUCGUCUAAGUAGUGGUGCGCAUUCAGAUACAUGCCUUAUACGUCAUGCAACUUUAUUUCUAAAAAAAUAUAUUGAUACAUGUAUGACUAUUAAAAUAAAGUGUAUUCAGACUCUCGUAAAAAA